AUGGGUAUCGUCGCCAACCUCGUGGCCGCCGCAGGCAUCCUGUCCGCGUGCUCGUCCAGCUUUGCCACCGUCGCGAGCCCCUGCCAGCCGCGUGGCAUCCCCCGCGCAGUGACGGCCCAGGGCACCAUCACCGGCGCCCGGGACGCGCACGGCAACUCGGUGUUUCUCGGAAUCCCGUUCGCCGCAACCACCGGCGGCGAGAACAGGUGGCGUGCUCCGCAGCCCGUCGUCCCGUCCAAGGAACCCUUCGCCGCGGUCGCUUACGGACCGACCUGUCCCCAGGCACCAGGGCAGGGGACCGAUUCGUGGUCGCGCCAGGAUGAGGACUGCUUGAACCUUAACAUCUGGACGCCAAAGUCUGGCGAGAAGCUCCCCGUCCUGGUGUACAUGUACGGCGGUGCCAUGGUCACGGGUUCCAGCAGCAACCCUGGCAUCCAGGGAACCAACUUUGCCAACAAGGGUGUCGUCUAUGUCAACUUCAACACGCGCGAGAGCAUCUUUGCCUCGCCCCACUCGUCCGAGCUUGAUGCUUCCAACCCUGACGAGUCGCAGAACUUUAGCAUUCUGGAUGUCGACAAGGCGCUCGAGUGGGUCCGGGAGAACAUUGAGGCCUUCGGUGGCGACCCCGACCACAUCGUCUUUGCGGGUCACUCGUCCGGCUCUGUGCAGGUCGACCACUACCUGUGGAACCACCCCGACACCUUCCUGAAGGGCGCCGCCGAGAUGUCAGCCAACUCCAUGUCGGGCCCAGCCUUUGCGCCCGCCGACCAGGCGCUAGACAAGAUGGCCGCGGAGCUGGGCUGCCCCAGCGCCGCGGCCGGCGGCCAGAUCGAGUGCCUGCGCAAGGUGGACGCCGAGGCGUUCAAGACGGAGCAGUUCAACGGGUUCCUCAACACCGUCUUCACGCCCGUCAUCGACGAAAAGACGCGGCACCGCGACUACGCGGCCCGCUUCGCCGCCGGACAGUACGCUUCGCACGUGCCGCUGCUGACGGGCCUGUCCGACGGCGAGGGCACCAUCUUCUCGCUCGUCUACGGCGCCGAGAAUGGAAACUUUACCGAGUGGAUCCGGUCCUUCGACGCCGACGUCGCGCAGCUCGACCCGGCCGUGCUCGAGGCCGCCUACCCGGCCGGCGACUUUGCAUCCGAGUCGCUGCGCAGCGGCGCCCUGUACGGCGACGCCCGCUUCAACUGCCCCGUCGACUACUACGUCGACCUGAGGUCCGAGGUCCAGCCCACCUGGCACUACCGCUUCUUUGGCAAGUAUGACAACGUCGUCGGCGUCCCCGGCACCGCACCUACCCAUGGCACUGAAGUGCCCUUCUUCCACGGCGGCAACGAAUGCUUCUCUGGCCUUUCGAACGUCACUACGGCGCAGCAGGCCCUGGCCGACUCCAUUCACGACAUGUUCGUCUCCUGGAUCAAGAAGCCUGCUGCUGGCCCUGGUUGGGACAGGGUGAAGCCCAAGUCGGGACCGUUGGUCAAGCUGGGCGUGCCUGGUGAUGAGCUUUCGAGGAUCCCGGGUGAGACUGGCGAGUUCAACGCUAGGUGUCAAACCGUUUACAACCCCAAAUUCCCAGAGUACCCAGUUGUGCAGUCCAUCUUGUAA
Pyricularia grisea is the source of this 1608-nucleotide messenger RNA. RefSeq lists its product as uncharacterized. The transcript has 2 exons. Lineage: Eukaryota; Fungi; Ascomycota; Sordariomycetes; Magnaporthales; Pyriculariaceae. The record is from RefSeq and is a predicted model, not a curated record. The coding region runs from base 1 to 1608 and encodes 535 amino acids.